This is a messenger RNA of Acyrthosiphon pisum (pea aphid), 1130 nucleotides long. RefSeq lists its product as uncharacterized. The transcript is spliced from 2 exons. The record is from RefSeq and is a predicted model, not a curated record. Bases 409 to 867 code for a protein of 152 amino acids. Lineage: Eukaryota; Metazoa; Arthropoda; Insecta; Hemiptera; Aphididae.
AUUUUAAAUAACUUUAAAAUAAUUAUGCAGGAUUAAUAUGAUAUGUUAUAUGAAACCACAGUAAUUCUAAAUAUAUGUGAAUCUGGCGCGUGUGUGACAUUCACACGCUUGGCAAACCGCUGGAUGACCAUGUACGGCCAUCACGGAUAGAGUAGGGACAGGGAUCAAACUGUCGACGAGAGCUGAUGGACAAACGUUCAUCAGACGAACAACAGAUCAACUUUGAAGCAGUACUUAUUUUCACUAGUCACAACUCGCUAGUCUUUAUUUUAAUAUAAGUCAUUUAUUGGACUUAGUAUAAUUUCACAGUUUAACUAUUUAAAUAAAAUCAAGUAUAACCAUCAUCGGCGUCUAUUAUUUCAUUAUUCCAUCAUCCUUUUCUCUGGUUGAGAUUGGCACGUUACACCCAUGGCGACCAUGUCCAUUGCGUCCACGUCUGCCGACAGUCAAACUCGGCUUGUCGGUGUUUAUGGUUGCAACGAUCCGUCCUCUAUCGCCAACGUGGACGACGACGCCUUUGAAGACGCGUUUGGGCGAUACAUCUCACGUCGUCGGACUGGAAAAGUAUCGUGCGAUAUUUUUCUACAGACGGCCGGGAACCCCAACAAAUUGACGGCGUCGGUUCCAAUGGAGGAUUACGUGAUGGACGCAAUUUUAUACAAGAAGUCAGAUCUCGAAGGACUCGGGGACAUGAAGGAAAUGUGGAAGUAUGCGUCAAUGAAAUGCCAAACGACGUUCCCAGAGAGCUCGGUGCAUUUGCAGAAUAUCAAGACGGCAAUGCGAACCACUCUUCCUUUGAUGAAGACUUCGGACACGAUGAGGGAGGUUCCAGUGUCAAACCAGUAUGCGUGUACCCAACGUCGCUGAAAAAUUUGUUGUACCACUAUCCUUGUUGCCCAACCGACACGUUCACGAAUAUCAAAUAAUUUUAUUUGAAUAGUAAAUUAAAUAGUAUAUUGGAAGAGGAUAAAAAGUGUAAAGUACCUUUUAGGAAUUGGUGCGCUAUUAUACGGGACUGGAGUAUCCAGGAAUUUGUAGAAUACUAUAAUAAACCCAAUAUAAAACCGUAUUUCAACGCGUAUGCUAGGGGGACUGGAACAGUUUAUUAUGAUAUCGAAAAAUCCGUUUCA